Molecule: messenger RNA, 2097 nt
Organism: Aedes aegypti (yellow fever mosquito)
Lineage: Eukaryota; Metazoa; Arthropoda; Insecta; Diptera; Culicidae
Product: O-acyltransferase like protein
Exons: 5
Coding region: 16-2076 (686 amino acids)
Molecular function (GO): acyltransferase activity, transferring groups other than amino-acyl groups
Source: RefSeq, a predicted model, not a curated record
GAUUUACGACCCCCCAUGGAUUUGCUUUCCAUCAAAGAUAAGAAUCCACCUUUGGCGAAUCUUAUCGUGUUUUGCCAAAAUAAACUUGCGCUUUUUGCUCACUUGGCCUUCGUCCGGAUCGGGGUUCUGAGGCUUGCCAGUUGCCAAAAUGACCAAUCGCAGGUGGUUCGACGACUGGAAGGAAUACCGUAUUCCCUGGCCAUGUUCCUAGCGGAUUUCAGAUCUUGGACGAACGAAACGUGGACCGAGGACGGCUGGCGGGAUCUGUUGUGCAUGCACGAGCUGGAACAGUUCGGUUUGGGGCUACGGAGUGAUCAGCGAUGGGCUCUGCAGUUGUACGAUUCGUGGGGAAAAAUGCCCUCUGGAUUGGAGCGUGGAAACUCGUUUACUCCGGGUAGUUUUGAGCAGUGUCUGGAGUUUUCUCUGCACAACAGUGCAGCAUCUUUCGAUGGACAUCACUGUACUGUGCGGUUGAACUUGCGAUAUGUAGAGUCUUCAUUGGAUGAAUUUUGGAUCGGCAUUUGUGUACCGAAUUCGUGUGAAGCGAGAUUUGUAAAACGGAUGGUGGAUAGUUUUGCAGAAGAAUACAGCUAUCUUAAAGUGCCGGACUUUCGUCAGGAAGACUUCUGUUAUCGGGAUGACCCGAACUGGAGUUUGAGUGGAACCGCCAUUGCUGCCAUCACCAUAUUUGCUAUAAUUGUUGCAGUUACGCUUGCUUGCACAAUCGUGGAAGUCCUCGGGUUUAUUCUCCAACGUCCAGUACACAAGCUGGUCAAAGAGCUUUCACUCUACUACAAACUCUUCACACUGUUCAAAACGACUCCCAAGUCCGAAGAGAAAACUGACACGAUGGACUGCAUCAAUGGAAUCCGCUCGUUUAUGAUGCUGCAGAUUAUCUCACACCACGUUCAUAGCGCUAUACGAACGAUACCGACCACGAAUCACCUCGCCCGGGAAGAGUUCUUCGAGUCUGCCUUCGGAAUCUUGGGCUAUCGCGUGUCGGCCUUGUCAGCGGACAUAUUUCUGGUCUUGAGUGCUGUACUUUUGACUUAUAAUGUUCUGAAGGAGCUCACUGCUACCGAAAAGGUCUGCUUGCCGAGACUGUACUUCCGACGUAUUGUGAGGAUUCUUCCACCGUAUGGAUUCCUCAUUUUCUUUGUAGUGGCUUUCGCGGAGUAUUUUGGCGAAGGGCCUCUAUACCAGUACUACGUUCAUCCAAUGGUAGACGCUUGUACGGACAAUUGGUGGUCCGCACUGUUGUUCGUCCAGAACUAUGUUCAUCCAGAUCGAAUGUGCCUGCCGCACACUUGGUACCUCUCGGUAGACAUGCAACUCUAUCUCAUAUCUCCACUAUUUAUCUACCUGCUCUGGAAAUUCGGCAAACGCUCACUGUUUGGCCCUCUACUCGUUGCGCUGCUGUCGAUGGCUUGCGUGUUCACGACCUUCAUGGUUAACGACUUCGUACUGAAUCCACCAAUGAGCCCGGACCGGGAAUUCCAACGAGAUCGGCUCACCCAUUACCCGACCCAUGCCCGAAUGGCCGUUUGGUUCUGCGGCAUAGUAUUCGGAUAUUUGCUGUUCCGGACCCGCGGGAAGCGAGUCGUUUCAUCGCAGCUUAUCCUUGUAGGAGGAUCGAUCGCAGCAACUGCGUUGACUGGGGUCAUCAUGUUCUGCGCUCACGAAAUCUACAAACCCCGGGAGGCCGACCCACUUGGAGACGCAUUCUACGAGGCGUUGCACCGGGUCGCUUGGGUCAUCUGUAUCAUGUGGCUUAUCUUCAUGUGCGUCAACGAGCAUGCCAGCGCCCUGGGACACUUUCUAGCGUGGACAUUCUGGCAGCCGGUGGCGCGACUGUCGUACAACAUGUAUCUGAUCCACUAUGUCGUUAUUGUGAUUAGUUUCAGCGGAAUGCUACGUCAACCAUUCUAUUUCAGUGCGAUAAACUUGCAAUACGUAAAUUUCGGUGUUAUCGGUUUAACCGGAGCGUUAUCGCUCGUUUGGUGGUUGCUUAUCGAGCAGCCAUUUCAGGUAACGGUGCGGUAUGUGCGAGAGAGGCUUCAAAAAUCAAAACAAUAAAGCUUAGCAAUUGAUAAGGCA